AUGUACAUCUCGUACAAGCGUUACGUUUGGUCGAUCGAUCUGGACGGUAGGACGUACAACGGACCUUUAGCCCUUUCGAAUCACAUGAGCUUUCUUCACGACAAUUACACGCGCGUGACCGCCGCCUAUCAAUCCCCAUCCGGCAAUCUCGUGGUGUUCGUAGAUAAUUUGGUAUACUUGGUUCAAUAUCCGGAAUUUAGUCUGCGCCCAGGUUGGCUGAAGACCUUGCAAGAACUCGGAUUUUCCAAAAACACGUUGAUCAACGGAGCGGUGAACACCCACAGAGGACGUUCCUUCGUGGUGUUCAACGGUAACGCGGUGGGCAAGAUAGACGAAUGCGACAAGGACAAGAGAGUCGCCAAAUUUACGCCCCUCAAGGCGACGUUUCCCGGAAUACCGACCGGCGUGACGUCGAUCUUUCGCUACGUCGACGGCAAUCUGUACUUCACCACUCGGGCGCAGUUCUACAAAUUCAACGAAUUUACGAGGACCGUCUCGUCGGCCGGUAAAUUUGAUCUGCGGAUACUAAAUAUCGUCUGCCCUAGGGCCGAACUGUUGCAGCAGUUGCGCGAUCUCCUUGAUCGAAUCGUACGCCUCAACGAUAACUCAUUAACGUCAGCGGCGAGCGAUUAUUCGUAUGAUGACGACACCAGCGUUCGGCUCUCCGAUUUCCGCAUCCGUCGAAGGAAGUAG
Temnothorax curvispinosus is the source of this 693-nucleotide messenger RNA. RefSeq names its product matrix metalloproteinase-2-like. The record is from RefSeq and is a predicted model, not a curated record. The transcript has a single exon. Lineage: Eukaryota; Metazoa; Arthropoda; Insecta; Hymenoptera; Formicidae. Bases 1 to 693 code for a protein of 230 amino acids.